This is a messenger RNA of Symbiodinium natans, 345 nucleotides long. The record is from the annotation of a GenBank genome assembly. NCBI's taxonomy places the organism in Eukaryota, Dinophyceae, Suessiales, Symbiodiniaceae.
AUGGAGGCCCUGCCCUACCUGAGUCCGGAGCUUCUGGUGGACCCGGAGGCCCACACGCCCGCCACCGACAUGUGGGCGAUGGGCGUCAUCUUGUACGAGCUCAUGGCGCUGCGAACGCCCUGGGAGGACGAGCACGCGGUCCGGCUGCUGGAGCGGAUACGGGACCAGCCGCUGCGGCCCUUGCCGGUGCAGUAUUCGGAGGAGCUAGCGCCCAUUUGCUACACGCUCCUCAAGCGCAACCCGCAGAGCCGCCCCAGUGCAGAUGAGCUUCUACUCCUACCGCCGAUACAAUCCAGGAUCGUCUCGCUGCUGGACAUGGAGUCGGAUGAUGUCGCAGCAGGCUGA